AUGAAUGCUGAUCAUGCCACAGUGACGAAGCCGAAGUCAGCACUGACGAGAAAUAUCUCGACGCCAUUGCCGUAUCCCUUUCCCGCGGCCAUACCCCCAAAGGCAGCCCGGACGCUGAUGGAAAAGCCCAAGUCGGGAUGGCCAGCCGGAUCAACACGCAAGAACCUCCCGCCCUGGGAUCGCUCGAUCGAUGUCGUCUAUCACAAAUACCGACGUGACCAGCCGGUGCCCGACAAGGCCACUGAUUUUGAGAGAUCGGUCGCAAUGUUCUUCGCCGAUCAUCACCGAACGCAACAGCAGGAACCGACUUCUCCAUACCUCAGACUUCCCGCAGUCGCACGCUUCCAGAUAUGCCAAUAUCUCAUUGCCGACCAUGAAUCCGACAUGCCCAUCUGCCUCAACGACGGCCGUUUCGUGAGAGAGGUCUGGACUGACGAUGAGUACACUUCACUAGCUACUGCCAUGAGACCUCUGCAGCCGUACCUCGAAGUGUCUUUCGCUCUGCGCGCGGAUAUUCUGAUUGCAUUUCUCAUGGGAGAGCGCUUCCACAUCACCAUGUCGCCUUUCGUGGGUCCCUACCUGAACCCUUUGGCAACACUGUGGUGUAAUAAAUACGGUCACUUCAUGCAGCAGGUCAUCGUUGAGCUCGACCUGACUCGAUUGGGUUUCGGGCCAGGCAAGGAAGCCUGCAAGUUACGCGCAGGAACCGUUAAUAUGGACGAUCUCAUCGGGGCUUUUGUUAGAGGCCAAUUGAAACGAAAGAACCAUUCGACGCUCAAGAGCCUUGUGCUACUCUGCCGGAGAUUCUGGGGUGAACGCCCUUCCGACCAUCUUCCCCCAGGUUCCAGGUCUGCCAGCGAGCAGAACAACCAGGGAAUGUCGACGGAGCCGGAACAAGUGUUCACACCCAAGCGAUCGAGCUACGGAGCUGACUUCUCAUACUGCCCUGAUGAGUUCCUCAGAAUCUGCGAGCCAUUCGUGCGCCUAAAUGGCUUGGUUGACUCGAUGCGCCUCUGCGGUUUCAGCAAUGGCUAUACACAUUCUCUGCUGCGCCGUAUCUUUCCUGUUCCUGAGAGAAGCGAGGAUAUCAAGUACCAUACGUACCGAGUGGCGCCUUCUUCGGUAUGGCCGCGCAUUCCCGGCCAAAAGUCGUGGGUCGACAAAGGAUACGGUAAAUUUCAGCUGGAUGAUCAUUCUCGACAGUACCUGCGCGGCCUCUGUCUUCCAGAGGGAGCAGUAAUGCUUACACGACCAUACGAGAACCUAUCGACUGGACGUAUGUCGGUUGGAUAUGCGUCUAGAAGCAUUGAAGAAACCUCAGAGAACGGCGACGCACGUGAACGUCCGGACAGCAGAACGCAACUGAUCGGAAGGGCGUCUCAAGAAUCGGUAGCAACGGAUGAGGCGAGUCUUGAACACAGAAUGCAGGUCCUAGUUCACAGAAUGCGACGAAGCUUGUCAAAGAGAGAGGUUGAUGCUGGUUCGCCGGCGUCCGCGACAUCAGCAUGGGCAAUGUCGGGCUGGUCGUCUCGGGAAUCAGAAGGGAGCUGCCUGGAGGAUGGAACGAUAUCCAGAGCGACUAUUUGA
Molecule: messenger RNA, 1587 nt
Organism: Colletotrichum tamarilloi
Lineage: Eukaryota; Fungi; Ascomycota; Sordariomycetes; Glomerellales; Glomerellaceae
Exons: 1
Coding region: 1-1587 (528 amino acids)
Source: RefSeq, a predicted model, not a curated record